Molecule: messenger RNA, 3724 nt
Organism: Dinoponera quadriceps
Lineage: Eukaryota; Metazoa; Arthropoda; Insecta; Hymenoptera; Formicidae
Gene: Ptpmeg2
Product: tyrosine-protein phosphatase non-receptor type 9
Exons: 10
Coding region: 373-2355 (660 amino acids)
Biological process (GO): protein dephosphorylation
Molecular function (GO): protein tyrosine phosphatase activity
Source: RefSeq, a predicted model, not a curated record
CGCGCGCUUUCAAGAUGGCUGCGCGAGCAUCCGCAGGGAAGACGAUCGAGCGAAGCGUGUCACAAUCGUGCUCGGGUGCGUGCGAGACGGUGCGACGAUGAGCGAGCAUCGCCGGGAUGAUCUACCGUUCCCCGCUACCGUCACCGUCGCAGUCGGUGGCCGUGCUCUGUAAGGAUCGGUGCGUCGUGCGCGAGAUUCAGCCGUGCUAGGAGGAGAGUCUGGGACGACAACGACGCAAUGAUCGCUCUCGUGAGCGUGGGAUUCUCGCGGCACCGGGACUGGAAGUAAAGCGAGUUCCUCGCUCCCGAGCGCGCUGCUCGCCUCCUUGCUUAAACGCACAUCUCGGGCAUGUCACAGUGCGUUUGAGCCAAAAUGGCAGCCACGUUAACCGUCGAGCAGGAGCAAGCCACGAAGGAAUUUAUAGAAGCCGUGAAUAAGUGCAGAGCCGGAAGACGAGCCGGCCCAGUUUCCUGGAGCACGGCGGUGAAAUUCUUGGCGGCGCGGAAAUUCGAGGUCCAGCGUGCUUUAGCUCUGUACGAGCAGCACGAAGCCACCAGGAGAAGAGAGGGACUGGCAGUCUUGCAUCCUACUCAGGAACCUUUACUCAGCGAAUUACGCACAGGAAAAUUUACUGUUCUGCCAUCAAGAGACGCAACAGGUGCAGCAAUAGCUAUUUUUACAGCGCACUUACAUCUUCCACAAAACACGACACACCAAACAACCCUGCAGGGUGUGGUGUACCAAUUGGAUGCUGCUCUCGAAAGCGCGGAAACCCAGAAGCAUGGUCUAGUUUUUAUUUAUGAUAUGUCUGACAGCAAGUACCAGAAUUUUGACUACGACCUGUCUCAAAAAAUUCUGACACUUUUGAAGGGCGGUUAUCCGGCGAAACUAAAGAAGGUGUUGAUAGUAACGGCGCCGCUUUGGUUCAAAGCGCCCUUCAAGAUCCUCCGAUUGUUCGUUCGUGAAAAACUGAGGGACAGAGUGUUCACCGUGUCUAUCCCCCAGCUGACGUUACAUAUCCCCCGGGAAUCAUUGCCACAUCGUUUAGGCGGCACGUUGGAGGUACAGCAUGAAGCAUGGCUACUCCAUUGUCUUAAAUCCAUGACAAACCGAGGAGGGGGUGAACUGUGCGAGGUCACCCCGAGAGUGGGUACACCUGUCUCGCCCACGGCGAAGAAUCACACAGUUCUUCAGAAUCCCAAUGGGACUACGCACAGUAACUCGACUAGUCCUAUAAUCGAUAAGAACAAGGUGAAGAAUGGCGUGUCGAACAUCGGCGACAUCGAGAUCACCGCGAACGGCGAUGUCUGGAUGGGCACCGACGAGGCGCCCUCCCCGGUACAGCCUCCGUCCUCGGCGAGUUCCGGCUUCAGCGACGACGACAGCCUCCACGGGGAUCUCGGGCUUCAGGCUGUCACCAUGGAGCAGUUUAUAGCCGACAUACAUUCGAGAGGACGCGCUGGCCUCAUAGCGGAAUACGCGGAGAUUAGACAGAGACCGCCAGAUGGUCAAUUUAAUAAUGCAAAGUUAAAGUCUAACCAAUCAAAGAAUCGCUACACCGACGUGCUUUGCUACGACCACACCAGAGUCUGCCUCUCGCAAGUGGACGGGGACGCUACGUCCGAUUACAUAAACGCGAAUUUCGUCGACGGCUACAAGCAGAAGAAUGCGUUUAUCAGUACUCAGGGUCCUCUCCCGAAAACCUGCGGUGAUUUCUGGAGAAUGGUCUGGGAACAGCAGACGCUGGUCGUCGUCAUGACAACGAGAGUGGUAGAACGAGGCCGUACGAAGUGUGCGCAGUACUGGGGUCCAGAACCUGGCGAUGAUGUGCAAGCGGGUGGCUUCACCGUCACCACUCUCGAGGUCGAUACGAAUCCCGACUACACAAUAUCCAUGCUUCUCCUUACAAACAAUAAGACUGAUGAGACGCGAGAGGUUUGCCAUAUGCUGUACACAGCGUGGCCGGAUUAUGGUGUUCCUCAGUCAGCUAAGGCUUUAUUACAAUUCUUAUCGUUAGUGAGACAACAACAGAGCAAAUUGCUCGCGAGCAGAGGAGACACAUGGGCCGGGCAUCCUCGAGGACCACCUAUAGUUGUACAUUGCAGCGCCGGUAUCGGAAGGACAGGUACGUUUUGCACCUUGGAUAUUUGCAUAUCGCGGCUGGAGGACACCGGGACCGUGGACAUCAGAGGAACCGUCGAGAGGAUCAGAGCGCAGCGGGCCUACAGUAUUCAAAUGCCGGAUCAGUACGUGUUUUGCCAUCGCGCAUUGGCAGAGUACGCGCUUUCCAGGGGAAUGCUCAGUGCGCAGCACCUCGCCAUGUUACCUCCGCCGUUCGACGAGGAUUCCGAUUAGAGAGAAUACUGCGUGCUCCGCUAUCAUAAUACCGGAUUGAUGUUCUUCCCGAGUAUGCGUAUAUAGUAACCUCAAAUAGCCUAUUUCUUACCUUGAACGACUGAAAGUUAUUUUUUGCUAUCAUCCCGGUCGACGUGUAACGAUCGGGCUUCUCGCUGGUUUCCACGUCAGUCUCGAGAGAAUUUCCGAACGAAGUUAGAUUAGUUCUUUUCCAAGGCCAAAUGCGCGAGCCCGGAGGGUGGGGGGGAUUUCUCUUGCAUUUCUGUUGUUCUCGCAUCUUGCUCCGACGAAUCUUACACAAAGGCGCGCGCCGAUCAACGCAAAGAUAUGAGUCUCAUCUUUGGUAGCGAGAUUUAGAGAUCCGGCGUGAAAAGAGUUUUAUCGAUUCUCUACCUGAAACUCGACCAGAAAAUUGUAAAUUGAGAUUCGUAUCCGGGGCCUUAAAGUAGGAACCCGGCAAAAUGGGCAGCUGUUGAUCUGCCUGCCUUACGGAAAUAUGAAGUAAUCAGCAACGUAUAGAUAGAGAAGUUUUUUGGGUAACCAAAGAUUAUCCGCUUAUACGAGUUUAGAGGGAAAAAAAAGAAAAAAACUGGGAACUCGAGUGUGUAUGUGAAAUUCGGUUACUAACACGCGUGGCAAAUUCCGUUUUACAGGGAUUACUAAUCAGGGAUCAUACUGUAGACUAAAAUGACUUCCGAUUAAAAGUGACUAAAAGUAACGAAGCCUAAAGUGCGGGGCUUUAAAGAUUGAAUUAAGCCUUUACGUUAGUGAAAUACAAAACUUCCAAUUUGUCUGACAACUAUAUAUAAAUAAAUAUAUAUAUAUAUAUGUUUGUGUAUAUGUGUAUAUAUAUGUACACACACGCGCGUUGUGUGUGCACAUAUGUAUACGCGCUUCACUGCGGAAACUUAAUCGUAACGAUUAAAGGUCGUAUUACACUUGCAAGCAUCAAACGUUCGAGAACAUUUUAAAAUUUAGAUAUCGAUAAGACUUGAUAAUUAACACUCACACACACAUACACACACACACAUACACACAUAGUGACUAUGUAAAUUUUAACUUCAACGGAUAAUAUAUCGAUAAUAUGAUUGAACGAGAAAAGAUACGUAUAUCGCAGCGCGCAGAGUAAAAUCCAGAGGGCAGGUGUUGUAUACUCGCUGCGUGAUUGGAAAGUUAACGCGUUGUUUAAACCAUGGAUUAAUUUUAUAUGUAAUCGCGAAGUGAUGGGUAGUAAUCCUCGACGGUAAAGGUCUCACGUAUCGCGAGAUGUGUAUCUUUGGUUCUACGCGACGUUUAAUCCUAGUAAAACGGUCAAAAGUGAGAGAGAGAGAGAGAGAGAGAGAGAGAGAGAGAGAGAGAGAGAGAGAGA